Molecule: messenger RNA, 744 nt
Organism: Raphanus sativus (radish)
Lineage: Eukaryota; Viridiplantae; Streptophyta; Magnoliopsida; Brassicales; Brassicaceae
Product: thiol protease SEN102-like
Exons: 5
Coding region: 1-696 (231 amino acids)
Biological process (GO): proteolysis
Molecular function (GO): cysteine-type peptidase activity
Source: RefSeq, a predicted model, not a curated record
AUGGAAGAACAUCGACGUGGAAUUGGUGCCGGAUCAAACAAAAAGAAGGAUUUUGGUGAUGGCAGCAUAAUAGAAAAAGAUUGGAGUUUGGUGUAUGGAAUGGUCUGCAAGGUUAUCAAACAAAAAGGAGCUGCAUGUUGGAGUCGUUGUCUAACUUGUCUUUUAGAGGCAGCAUUCAACAAAGGGAGACCUCCUGCAGAUGUUUAUUUUUUCUCACAUGAAGAACUUGUACAAGCUAUAAAGACGGAUACAACCACACAUCUUGAAGUGGGUAGCAUCAACACUGCAGUGAAGCGUAUUGAAAAGAAAGGAUUGGUGAAGCUAAAUUCCAAAAACUCAUGGGAUGAAGAUGGGUACAGAGCAAGGUGGAAAUUUGAAGUGAAGCCAAACGUGAACUGUGCAUUUGUUAGACAACAAGUGCUAUUGCAACCUGUUGGUAUUAUAAUCGAAGUUGAUUCUGAGUUUCUUGAUGGAACAGGCAAGGAUUUUUACCGAGUAAGAGCUAUCGGAAGAGGAGCUGAAAGACAUUCACUCAUCCUCAUUGGUUCUGGUCACACCAAAGAUGGACAGUUGUUCUUCAUAUGUCAGAAUAGUUGGGGAAAGAAAUGGGGUUUCAAUGGUUUGGGAAGACUCAUCAUCGAUGACACUUGUCCUGUCUUCAUCUUUUAUCCCACGGGUGAUCAACUACAUGGAUGAUGAAGAUCAUCUACUCUACUCUACAUGAAUGCAUGGUGUUGAUCUAGU